Molecule: messenger RNA, 3486 nt
Organism: Parnassius mnemosyne (clouded apollo)
Lineage: Eukaryota; Metazoa; Arthropoda; Insecta; Lepidoptera; Papilionidae
Source: the annotation of a GenBank genome assembly
GUAAUAGAUGGAGUUGUACAAAUUACAAACUUUUCUGAAUUGCUGUGUUGAGAUUUUUCGCCGAUGAAUCGUAUUGAGACUUACUGAAGAAAUUUGUAUCCAUCGAAGCCAUACAACGGAACCCGACCAAAAAUAAAAAUUUUGCAACGAAAUGUCGUGAUAUUGUAUUUAUAAUAUACGCAAAAUCAGUACUGCCAUUUUAGCGCUUUGGGAACUAGAUUUAGCACUUUUUUGGAAUGUAUAGCGCACAUUUCGAAAUUUUAGCACCUAGCGCUUAAUCCAGCGCUUUUUGGUGUAUUUAGCACACAUUUCAAUAUUUUAGCGACUAGCGGGUUAUUAACUCUUUUAUAGCAGCAGUGUUAGUCCACAUUACCGAUAAUAAUAAUAAUGACCUUUAUUAUUUUUUCCCACAAAUAGUACAUUGCAGUUUAUCUUUUUCAAACUUAUUUUUUCCACAAAACAAAGAGCAUGGGAGACGAGUCCAAACUAGGAUACCCUGUGCUAUGGAUCUCCUGGCUUCCCCUUUAGGAUUAUCAACUUGAUUUUUUUACCGACGACUAUAAGCGGGGAAAUCCCCUUUAUUAAAGUUUUCGUUCAUGGUUUUGGCAACGCAUUUAUUUUGCUUUAUUCACUUUCAGUCAGUUGCUUAGAGCACAGCUAAGUUAAAAGUUACUUAGAAGUUAUAACACAAAGAAACUGUGUAGCAACCACAAUCAGAUGCUGACAUCUGAAACUAAGUUGCGAAAUACAUUACACUUUAAAACAAUUAAUGACAUUUUUAUUGUUCGUACAUUACUAACUACUGUUGACAGCAAUUGCCAUAAUUAUAAGUCGAUGUCCUGCGAAGUAUUGAUACAUCAAAAAAAUAUUGCCAGAAAAAAAACUUAAUGUUGUUUUCUUUAUUAUGAUUAUAUAAAAAAACACAAACUUUGUUUGUAGUUAAUUUAGCGCGAAAUCUAGGGCUUUUUUAAAGCGCUGUUUUCAUGAAAUCUAGCGCUUUUUGUGUUGUCCUAGAGCUGAAUGAGUUUUUUUUUAUCUGGCAGCACUGCCCAAAAACCCUCUAUUAAGAAGUAACUUUCCUUUCAGUUUUAAGCGCGUUCAGUUCCCAGUUACAGUGAGCGUGUGUUAUGCGAUGACCGUAAAUAAAGCGCAAGGUCAAACUUUACGCGUUGUAGGAGUGUACCUCAGUACUGACUGUUUUGCACAUGGCCAACUCUAUGUUGCUUUUUCCCGCGUUAGUAGCCCCCGUAACCUUUUUGUGUACACCCCGGCUAAGCCUACUUCUAACGUCGUUUACACAGAAACUCUAUCAUAAACGACUUAGAACUUUGAUGAUAAUGAUUUAUUUUGUUACCACUUAUUGAUACAAUAAUGAAAUAAAUCGUUUAAUAUUCUCUUACCUAAACGACAAAUUCUUUAUGUAAAACCUAUAUACGCGAGCUACGCCGCGGGCACAGCUAGUAAUUAAAUAUAUUCGACACUAGAUGGCGACACUUUGUGUCAUGUGAACUAAAAAUAUAAAGUUAUAAAGGUACGUAGAGCUCAGUAUUAAUAAAAUAAUCAUACAAAGGUGCUGAAAUUUGUUUUGCAUUCAGACAUAAAGAAAUUUUAAUCGCCAAAAUUUUAUUUUAUAGUUUAUAAUCAUUUUGUGGACAGGCCGUAUUCUAUCGUCAAGUAAAUCUCAUAAAAAUAACAAAAAGACAGGGCCGUAAUUAGAAUUCAAUUAUUUUACACAGUAAUCUAACUUUCAAUAUUAAAAUGAAGGAAAUUGUACUAAGGCUGAUUUUUCGAAAUGUAUAAGUUAUAUUUAAGUGACAUUCUAUAUGCAAAGAAAAUCUCUCUGAAAAUAAAUAUUUUAUGUAAGUACAAUAUUCAAAGUACUUUCCUUUCGCAGGACAACUAUUAUAUCAAUUGUAGUUCAGCUAAUUAAAAAGCUCACCUAGAUAAUUUUAUUUACUUAAUGUUCUAGAUUUCCAUUCGAAAAUAAUCGUAAACAGCAAUGGAUCACAAAAAUUAAUAGAAAAGACUGGACUCCGACAAAAUAUACAAAGAUUUGUUCUUGCCAUUUCAAUGCUGACGACUUCACAGUUACAAAAGGCUUUAAAAAAUUAAAGAAGGGAACUUUACCUAGUAUAAAUCUGGAUAUAUCGCUUACAAGAAAAUUACCAGAGCCCACAAUAUCAUCACCUAGGCCUUUCUACAAGUGAUUUAAAUGAAUUUUUGAUACUUCAUGAUUCCCCUAGAAAGAAGAAGCUAAAGCAAGAAAUAGAACAACUUCGAUGGAAAGCGAAAAAAGAUGGGCUAAAGAUCAGAAGACUUCAAAUGAAAGUUAUACGUUUGAAAAAGAAGGUUCAAAUUUUAACUGCCUUAAUUACAGAAUUGGAAACCAAACAUCUUAUACAGGGAGAGGAUUCCGAAAUUUUAUCUUCAAUAAAUGUAAAGUUGAAAGACUUGGUUGGGCGUCAGCUAUCAAAAAUUAAGAAAGUUAAUUUGAAAAAGAAAUAUUCUCCAGCUCUCAGAUCAUUCGCUUUGACGCUUAAUUAUUUUUCGCCAAAUGCGUACUCAUACGUCAGAAAAACUUUCGAUACAUGCUUACCGCAUCCGAGAACAAUUCCUAAAUGGUAUGAAAGUGUCAAUGGUGAAGCUGGAUUUACAGCUGAAGCUUUUAACAUAUUAAAGCACAAAACCAACUCAUCAGGCAAACGCGCUUUGUGCAGUCUUAUGAUGGAUGACAUGGCUAUUAAGAAGCAUGUUCAAUGGGACGGAAAUAAAUAUCAUGGUUAUGUUGAUCUCGGGCUUAAUGACGUGCAGAAGGAUAACUCGGAUCAGGCGUCUCAAGCUUUAGUUCUGUUGCUUGUAUGUCACACAGAACGAUGGAAAUUACCUGUGGGUUUUUUUCUUAUUCGUUCUAUGACCGGAGAACAAUGGGCCUCAAUAGUUCAACAAUGUCUCUACAAAUGCCAAGAAAAUGGUGUAGACGUUGUUUACUAACGAUAGAUGGUUGCGCUGCAAAUAUUGCUAUGCUUAAAAAGUUAGGUUGUUCGUUAGAACCUCAGAAAAUGAAAUCUACUUUUAAACACCCUAGUACUAACUACGAAGUAGCAGUAUUUCUCGACGCAUGCCACAUGCUAAAACUAGUGCGCAACGCCUUAGAAAAUAAAAGGAGGUUUCUUGAUUAUCAGGGCAAUUAUAUUGAAUGGUCUUAUCUUGUCAAGCUUAAUAACCUACAAAAAUCUGAAGGACUACAUCUCGGAAACAAGUUAAGAGACAAGCAUAUACAUUUUCAGCAACAAAAAAUGAAAGUAAAAUUAGCCAGUCAGCGUUUUAGUAAUAGCGUAGCAGACGCACUCCAGGUUUGUGAAAAAAGUAACGUUGAAUUCAAAAAUGAGGCAGCAACAAUUAAUUUUAUCCGCCUAGUUAACAAUAUCUUUGACAUUCUCAACUCUAGAAACAUGUGUCAGAAUGAACAUAAAAAACCCUUAUUUG